GAAAAGGAAGAGAUCUCAGUCUGACCUCCAGUGUUAUAAAACUUUAUCGUCCACAGACCACAAACAAUGAAACUGUGGGUCCUUUAUUUUCUCCUGACAGUCGGACCGGCCACUGGCUACCGCAGUCCACUGAAUGACUUCCAGCGCUCUGAGGGCAGAGAGCUGGUUCCCACCUCCUGGAACUCGGCUCGAGUGUUGCUGUUACCUGGCCUGAACCUGGAGGACUGCACCACACGCUGCUCACAGUCUCUGGACUGCAGAGCGUUCAACUACGAGACACGUCCGACAGUCACCUGUAAACACCUGCCCUGGGUGGGUGACGGCAGCAAUGCGGAGGUGAAGAGAAACGUCAACUGCGACCUUUACGAGAAGAAAGUCUACGUCAGGAAGUGCAUCGUGGGUAAAGGAGAAGACUACCGAGGGAAAGUCUUCACCACAAAAAGCGGACUCACCUGCCAACAGUGGUGGUCCAAGUUUCCUCACGAUCACAGGUGGACUCCCACUGCUACUAAUGGUCUGGAGUUGAACUACUGCAGGAACCCUGACGGCGAUAGAAUCGGUCCGUGGUGUUACACCACCGACCCCGAGCGACGUUAUGAAAGCUGCAACAUCCCCCAGUGCAAAGAUGAGGUUUGCAUCACAUGCAAUGGAGAGGACUACAGAGGGCAGGUCGACCACACCGUGAGCGGCAGAGAGUGUCAGAGAUGGGACCAGCAGUACCCUCACCAACACAUCUACCAGCCUGAAAAGUACCCUGAUAAGAGUUUAGAUGACAACUACUGCCGUAACCCUGACGCCUCUCCAGUGCCCUGGUGCUACACCACCGACACCGAGGUGGAGAGAGAGAACUGCGACAUCAGCAAGUGCACUGAGGUGCGGGUCGAGAAACGCCAGCGCUCCAGCUUCACGACCAACUGCUUCCGCGGCCGCGGGGAGGAUUACAGAGGCAAAGUCAACGAGACGACAUCAGGCAUCCCCUGUCAGCGGUGGGACGCCCAGCAGCCUCAUGAGCAUCCCUUCUACCCAAACACAUACGAGUGCAAGGGUUUGGAGGAGAACUACUGUCGUAACCCGGAUGGGUCGGAGGCUCCCUGGUGCUUCACAUCUGUGCCAGAGAUGAGGACCGCUCUCUGCUUACAGAUCAAACGCUGCGCAGACGACAUAGAGGCCGAAGAUUGCUACCAUGAAAAUGGAAGAAACUACAGAGGCAUGGUCCGCAAAACUCGGAAGGGGAUCACCUGCCAGAAAUGGAACGUUAACACACCUCACCGGACCAAGAUAAACCCAAGGACGCAUCCUGAGGCCAAUCUGACGGAGAACUACUGUCGCAACCCAGACGGGGACCAGCACGGACCCUGGUGCUACACCACCGACCCCAAAACUGAGUUUGACUACUGUGCCAUCAAACAGUGCGCUGGAGAGAAAGUGUCCAUGACUGAACCAGUAGAGAAGGUGGAGUUUAGUGAGUGUGGGAAGAGAGAGGACCGCUUCCAGAGGACGAGGUUGCGUAUCGUGAACGGGAUUCCCGGGAACUCGCCUUGGACGGUGAGCCUCAGAGACAGGAAAGGAAACCACUUCUGUGGAGGAUCCCUGGUUAAUCCCAGAUGGGUGAUCAGCACCAAGCAGUGUUUCUCUUCCUGCUACGUGGACCUGCCCGGGUACUCGGCCAUGAUGGGAACACUCUUUCGUGACCCACAAGAGGGAGAGCCCGGCGUGCAGACCAUCCCUCUCACCAAGAUCGUCUGCGGACCCUCAGAGUCUCAGCUGGUCAUGCUGCAACUGGAACACCCUGCCCAGUUUAAUGAGCGUGUCUCUCAGAUCUGCCUCCCUCCCGAGCGCUACAUUGUAGCUGAGGGGACGACCUGUGAGAUCGCAGGAUGGGGUGAGACAAGAGGGACUGGAGAUGAGACCGUCCUCAACGUGGCCCACAUACCAGUUCUUAGUAACAAGGAAUGCAACAAGUACUUCAGAGGUCGCGUCCGUGAGAAUGAGAUGUGCACGAGCUCUUUCCAGGGCGGGGUAGGCGCCUGUGAGAGAGACUACGGCGGCCCUCUGGCGUGUCAGAACAGGGACUGCUGGGUACUCGAGGGUGUGAUCAUCCCCAUGAGGCGCUGCGGACACCCGGGGCAGCCCAACAUCUUCAUCCGGGUCUCCGUCUACGUGGACUGGAUCAAGAAGGUCAUGGAGAUGGCUUAGGGACACUGCCAUCCAACAGGGACUGAUCAAAUCCGCUGUCAAGGCGCUCAACAGCAGUUAUUUGCUUAGCCAUAUACACUUUUGCCUUCUCAGAUGUCUGUUUCACAUUAAGCAAUAUCAAAAAUAUAUCAAAAUGUAUAGCAAAAUUACCAUAUUGUUAAAAAAAGGUUAAAAAGGGUUGAGAAAUGCAAAGACAGCAUAGUAAUUUGUCACAGUAUAUCUGCUUUAAAGGAAUUCUUAUGUGCAUUUAUAUUUAGUGAAUCUUUUCAGCCAGUAGCUAACUUUCACAGUCAUGAUUGCCACGUUGUGAGCAGCAAAAAUCCAGCAGACAGAAUGAGCAGAAAAAAUUUAUAUUCCCACCACCUGAUUAUGUGCGCGAGCUGCAAAACAGUGCAGAGAAAUUAUGUUAUUAUCAUAGAAAUGUGUUUUCAUUUAGCAUUUAUACCCAGUAUGCAAACAUUUAACACACUAUAAUCUAGUUGUAAGCAGAUAUAAGGACAUUUUUAAGUGUUAAUUAAUGUACACUAUUUAUCAGCAAUUAGAACUUCUCCUAUAAACACAGAUUUUAUACUAUCACAACUGUGUUUGACCAAUUUUCAUCCAUUAUCUGUUAAUGCACCAGCUUCCACUUAUGGAUGCCCACAAGAGGAGUUAUUGUUUUUGAGAAAUACAUUAAGAAACACUCAUAUCUGCUUACAGCUGCAUUAUAGUUUGUUGUUAACAGUUAAUUAAAUGUUUACUGGAUAUACUGCUCAUGGAUGCUAGUUAUGGGGACUUUAAAAGUAAAGUGUUGGCAUUUUUUGUUAUUUAUUCACCAAAUACCAAAAAGGAUGCAGGGGUAAAAACUAAUUGUAGCCCCACAGGUUCAGAGAAUAACUGGAGCUAAGUAGCUUCCAAUAACAGGGAGGUGUGGGCGGUUUACAGCACACAUUUUAAGUUCCUAACAUCCCCUGGAAAUGCACCCUUUACCACAAAACUGUACGCCUCCCCUCCUCUCCCUGGCAUUGAAUGGAGCUCCGAAAUACCUUCUUUGCCCCCAGCCUCUAAAGAAAUCCCUCCUCUGCCUGUCUUUUGAUGCCUGCCCCCACCUCUAAAGACAUGCCUUUGUGCCUUAUGCAGAACUGUAUGCGCUGCACAUUCUUUCUAGUUCUAUAGGAGGAUUUUUGUAACCCGGUCCUGAUGAGCCCACGGAAUUCAGCUUAAAUAAACCUCAAGAUCAGAGUCCAACCGAAUCUCAGACACACCAGCCUGCAGAAGGCCACUGAACUCUCUCUCACACACACAAUUUCUCUCUCAUGCAAACCCUCCCCCCACCCCACCCUCCGCCCCCUCCUCUCUGUCUUAUU
Messenger RNA from Chelmon rostratus (copperband butterflyfish), 3542 nucleotides. It is a transcript of the gene mst1, whose product is annotated as macrophage stimulating 1. Gene Ontology annotation, biological process: regulation of receptor signaling pathway via JAK-STAT; proteolysis. NCBI's taxonomy places the organism in Eukaryota, Metazoa, Chordata, Actinopteri, Chaetodontiformes, Chaetodontidae. Gene Ontology annotation, molecular function: receptor tyrosine kinase binding; serine-type endopeptidase activity. The record is from RefSeq and is a predicted model, not a curated record. The coding region runs from base 67 to 2196 and encodes 709 amino acids. The transcript is spliced from 18 exons.